This is a messenger RNA of Lactuca sativa (garden lettuce), 1943 nucleotides long. RefSeq names its product carotenoid 9,10(9',10')-cleavage dioxygenase 1. The record is from RefSeq and is a predicted model, not a curated record. Gene Ontology annotation, molecular function: carotenoid dioxygenase activity. Gene Ontology annotation, cellular component: chloroplast stroma. Gene Ontology annotation, biological process: carotene catabolic process. Lineage: Eukaryota; Viridiplantae; Streptophyta; Magnoliopsida; Asterales; Asteraceae.
AUAACGAGCCUACAACAUAUUCUAACAGACGGCCAACGUGGCCGUUUCCCUCGCCAACAAAAAUUCCCACUCGCAAAAUCGGCCACAUAAUAAACAACACCCCUCUCUCUCUCUCUAUCUCACACACACACACACACACACUGACACAGAUGGGCACCAUGGAGGCGGAGAUCCCCGGAGGACCGGUGGUUGUGACACCCAAACCCAAGAAAGGCUUUUCUUCUAAAGCAGUUGAUUGGUUGGAGAAGCUUAUAGUUAAGCUAAUGUAUGAUUCCUCACAACCUCAUCACUGGCUCUUCGGUAAUUUUGCUCCGGUUGAUGAAACUCCACCUUGCAAAGAUCUCCCUGUAAUCGGUCACCUACCGGAGUGUCUGAAUGGAGAGUUUGUUAGAGUAGGUCCUAAUCCAAAGUUUGCUCCUGUGGCUGGAUAUCACUGGUUUGAUGGAGAUGGCAUGAUCCAUGGAUUAAGAAUCAAAGAUGGAAAAGCAACAUAUCUCUCUCGUUAUGUAAAGACAUCUCGUUUGGAACAGGAGGAAUAUUUUGGAGGUGCUAAGUUUAUGAAGAUUGGAGAUCUUAAAGGGCUGUUUGGAUUACUGAUGGUGAAUAUGCAAAUGCUUAGAACCAAGUUGAAAGUGCUUGAUCUUUCAUUUGGUCAGGGAACAGGAAACACAGCUCUCAUAUAUCAUCAUAAAAAGCUCUUAGCACUAUCAGAAGGAGACAAACCAUAUGCCAUUAAAGUUAUGGAAGAUGGUGAUCUUGAAACACUUGGGUUGAUGGAUUAUGAUAAGAGACUUUCUCACACCUUUACAGCUCAUCCAAAGAUUGAUCCAGUCACUGGUGAAAUGUUUACAUUUGGAUAUACACAAUCACCUCCAUAUGUUACAUAUCGUGUGAUUUCAAAAGAUGGUGUCAUGAAUGAUCCUGUGCCAAUAACAAUUGCAGAACCAGUAAUGAUGCAUGAUUUUGCAAUUACUGAAAAUUAUGCAAUCUUCAUGGAUCUACCUUUGUACUUUAGACCAAAAGAAAUGGUGAAGGGAAAUAAGUUGAUUUUCACAUUUGAUUCAACAAAGAAAGCUCGAUUUGGCAUCCUUCCACGCUAUGCAAAGAAUGAGGUCCAAAUUAAAUGGUUUGAGCUUCCAAAUUGUUUCAUUUUUCACAAUGCGAAUGCAUGGGAGGAAGGAGAUGAAGUUGUGUUAAUCACAUGCCGCCUUCAGAAUCCAAAUUUGGAUAUGGUUGGAGGAGGUGUGAAGGAAAAGCUUGACAAUUUCGCUAAUGAGCUGUAUGAGAUGAGAUUCAACAUGGAAACCGGUGUUGCUUCUCAAAAAAAAUUAUCCGAGUCAGCAGUUGACUUUCCUAGAGUCAACGAGUGUUACACUGGCAGGAAACAACGAUAUGUGUAUGGAACUAGGCUGGACAGCAUAGCAAAGGUCACUGGAAUUGUUAAGUUUGAUUUACAUGCAGAGCCUGAAACUGGGAAAACAAAGCUUGAAAUUGGAGGGAAUAUUCCAGGAAUUUACGAUCUUGGCCCUGGUAGAUAUGGUUCAGAGGCCAUUUUUGUUCCUAAAAAACCUGGAUUUGACUCUGAAGAAGAUGAUGGCUACUUGAUCUUCUUUACACAUGAUGAGACCACAGGGAAAUCAACAGUAACAGUUAUUGAUGCAAAAACAAUGUCUCCUGAUCCAGUUGCAGUUGUUCCAUUGCCCCAUAGAGUUCCAUAUGGUUUCCAUGCUUUCUUCGUGACAGAGGAGCAAAUUCAGGAACAAGCGAAUUUGUGAGUGUUUUGGGAGUAAAACUGUAAAAGGUACUAUGCAUACAUGUAUGAGAAGUGAAGUUUGUGUCUUAGCAUUUAUAUGCUUCCGUAGUAUCAUCUUAAUAUGAUUACAGUGUAUAAAUAUUCAUACUCUAUAAGUGAUAUACAAUUAAUACAAUGGUGUUAUCAAUUA